Cimex lectularius (bed bug) is the source of this 3418-nucleotide messenger RNA. RefSeq names its product fukutin-related protein. The coding region runs from base 216 to 1790 and encodes 524 amino acids. The transcript has 2 exons. Lineage: Eukaryota; Metazoa; Arthropoda; Insecta; Hemiptera; Cimicidae. Gene Ontology annotation, biological process: protein O-linked glycosylation via mannose. Gene Ontology annotation, cellular component: Golgi apparatus. The record is from RefSeq and is a predicted model, not a curated record.
GGCGGGUAACCGUUUACGGAGGUUGCAAACAAACUAAACCAAUCUGAUAAUCCAUUGAAUGUCGUGGAGAGUCUUGUUCGGCAGAAGGCCCGUCUCUAGAGUCGGAAUGAACGGGCGUCGGUUUUUCCCCUCGAGGCGGACACCGGGAACGACGUCUGGCUGUUAUUUCCGUUGGAACGGAUUUUGAUAAUAAAAGAACAGCGAGCUAGGAAAAGAUGAGAAUCCGUUUCGCCAAGCUUUUGGCCCUCUCUGUGGUUUUACUCAACGUCGUCGCGUUUUACUUCGUCUGGGUCCUGCUGAAGAGCCAGAACGAGCUGGCCGGCGUCUCGACCGGGCAGUACGGCCAAUCGACGACCGUUCAAAAAAGGGUGAAGGCGAAGAGGCCUCCGACGAUGAACGAUGUGGUGCAGAAAAACAUCACCAUCGUCAUCCGGGGCUUCGAGAACUUCGAAAACGACAUCCCCAACACGGUGAGGUCCAUAACGUCCACCUACCCUAAAAUCAACAUACUGAUCGUGACCGACUCGCCUCCUUACCCGCCACUACUUUUCAACACUUCCAACACACUUUUCCAAAACGUGAGGCACGUCUAUCUUCAGUCUAGCUUGAACAACUCGUUCGAAUCGAGGACACCGGUCUUCCAGUUGAAAGGCGACUACGUCCUCUUCAUGCCGGACUCGGCGAGGAUCCACACGAAGAAGACACUGGAGAAGAUGUUCAAGACGAUCGACGAAGGGAAAAACGAGAUAGUCGCCGCGACGUUCAAAGCGACGAAACCCGUCGGAUGCCUCAACACCCACAUCAAUCCGAAAGAGUGGAUAAUACAGUUCGAAGAAUCCAACGAUGACAAGUGUGAUUUCGUCAAAGGGAAACACGCCACACUCCUCAGGACGGACAUACUCAAAACCCUUACGGAUCCAUUCAUGCUACCGUUCCCGGAUUCGUUUUACGUCCAAGCUGCAGCCAAAGGGAUCAAGACAAGAGUGAUCAGAGACCUUCCUUUUGGUAGCGGCAAAGAACUUUACAGCAACCCGCACAAUCAGUGGAAAGCUCAGCAGCUUGAAAAGGAUAGGACCCACAAUAUGUUUAGAAGCUUGGGCUUAAAGAAAGUGGUGCGUGAAAAUGGACUUGUAGAGUGGUAUGGGUGUCGGAGAGAUACGCCACGUUGUUUCGGUACAGUCGUCGACGACACGCCGCAGUACCUCUGGGAAGGUAAAUGGACUCCUCCUUGCUGUUUAGCAGGAUUGAGGCGAACGGCGAGACACGUUUUUCAACAAUUGGAGCAAUCUCAAACACGUUACUGGCUGGAAGGAGGAAGCCUUCUCGGUGCCAUAAGGUCAGGUGACAUCUUACCAUGGGACUACGACGUCGAUAUUGGUAUUUACAAGGAAGACAUCAGUAGAUGUAUAUGGCUUUUAAGAGCUAAAACAAAACCUACAGCAGACGAACAAGGUUUUAUUUGGGAAAAAGCCAUGGAAGGAGACUUUUUCCGAGUGCAUUUCAGUCAAAUAAACAGACUCCAUGUCGAUAUAUUUCCGUUUUAUUCUCGAAACGGUACGAUGACCAAAAGUACUUGGUUUAAAACACACAGACAAGACAUGGAGUUUCCAGAGCAUUAUUUGAAACCCUUGUCCAGUAUAGAUUUUGUAGGUCGUACAGUUUCUGCCCCGAACAAUAUUCAUGACUUUUUGGAAUUGAAAUUUGGAGAAGGCGCCAUAGAAAAUCCGGUGUAUCCUAAUCCACAGAAAAUGGCUGGCUUAGGCUAUAAAAUUUCCCCAGAAAAAACAUAAAAGUGAAAAAAAAGCUUUUUAGUUCUUAGUCAUUCGUAUUUCUAAAAUUAAAAAUUAGUUAAAAAAAAAAUUGAUUGCUUGAAAAGUGGUCUAUUUUUAACACUGAAAGAUAUUAACUUUUUUUAAGACUAUUUUUCUACAAAAUUCGAAAAGGCCUAAUAAAUAAUGUAAGGUAAUAAAAUUUAGUUGUUUUAAUUAAUCAUAAGUAAACAAUUACCUCAGAAUGAGAGAGUGAAUAAUCAAUUUGGUAAUUAACAGUAAUAUAAAAUUUAAACUAGAACAGUAAUUAGAUUAACAGUGAAAACCAUCUGAAAACCAAUUUUAAUGACAGUCUGUCACCACUGUUGAAUGGUCUAUAAUAAAAUAAUUAUUUUAAUAUUAUACCUAAAGUAUGGAUGCAAAUAACCAUAUAGAAGAAAAAGGAAAGAAAAAUCUAGUCUAUUAGUAAAAUAAUUGUCAAAAAAAAAAAAAAAUACAACCAAAAUCAAAAUUUCAGCCAAAGUUUUAGUACCUUAUUAAAAAUAGAUUAAAUGUCCACUGUUAGAUUGUCAAGGAACUUUUAAUUACCGCCAUUUAAUUUGAAAUUUUAAAGAUGUAUUAACGUUAUAAUGUCAUAAUGUUUGAUUACAAUUUCAUUAUGUCCCUGAAUUGCAAAAAACAAUCAGUAUUACUUUCAUAGGAAAGCGAUAUGUCGCGAGUGCUUAAAUUAUAAAAUUAACCAUUUUUAAAACGGAAGUAAUCCACAUUUACGACCCAAUUAAGUGAUAUCAUUUUCCCAUGUUUCAUCAAUGCAGGAGAUUGAAAUGUAUGAUUGCUACAUGGAUUUAAACAUAGUAUCAAGUUGUAAAAUAAGUCCGAGGCUUUUUUAAUGAUAAAUUCAAAUUCAUUUGAAUCCAUCUUCCAUAUAAUUUUGUAAUCCUGUUCUCCCACAACGUCUCAGGUUUUUGAGCAGUGAACGCCUUGAUGUGUUUUUUGCUUCUAAAACUGUGUUUCCAUCCCUCACGAAAUGGCUGUUUCGGGUUUUACAUUUCCACGUGGUGAAACAAGGUGAGCCAUCAGUUUGCACGAGUCAAACAUGCUGUUCGUAUAUACAACUCCUGCAGCAUUAGCAUUUGGUAUCAUGGUGAUACUUUAUGUUAAUAAUGAAAAGAAAAAGAAGUAAUGAAAACACCACAUUUCCCAACAUGCAUCCCCUCUCUUGUCCUUAUUAUGAUUACUUUUAUAUUUAGCAUCCCACAAAAAUCGGUAGCUUGGAUAAAUCGAAUACGGUCCUCUUGGUUCAUCUGUAGCUCGAGACACAUCUGCAUUUACAUGGAGAGAAACAGACAAUGGGAGGCACUUUGAUGCACACUAAGAAACUGACAGCCGGCUCACCCUGAAACAUCCUCGCCCCUGGCUAUUCCAAGAGUAGUAUCCACAAGAGACAAUUUUUGCAGAAGAGCUAUGCGAGUGAUUUUCAUUCACUGGAAACCCAGCUUUAGUUAUAUAAAGUUUUUCCUUAUUAAUAUAGUUUUCCAAUACCAGGAAUAAGUGAAAAUCUGAAUGAAUAAUGUCAGGUGAAUCCAGUGGGUAGCACGUCCCAGCCAAGCUCCUACGAUUUCUGGGGCAUUAUUCUGGCAAAAAAAAAA